GCUAUGGUUCACUGUGGGUCUCCAUCCUCACAAUGCUGAGAGCUGGGAUGCACAGGCGGAAAAGAUUGUGCGCGAGCUCGCGGCCCAUCCAAAGUGUGUAGGCCUGGGCGAGUGUGGCCUCGAUUUCUUCAAGCAUAAGCCCGAAGAGGAGGAGAUUCAGCUAAAGGCCUUCCGAGCCCAGACUAAGCUGGCUGUUGAGCUGGGUAAGGCUCUGGUUGUCCACGCGCGGCUGGUGACGCGAGAAAAUGAGAGCCGUUUUCUGCGUGAGUUGAAGCA
Molecule: messenger RNA, 276 nt
Organism: Symbiodinium pilosum
Lineage: Eukaryota; Dinophyceae; Suessiales; Symbiodiniaceae
Source: the annotation of a GenBank genome assembly